Molecule: messenger RNA, 1284 nt
Organism: Oikopleura dioica
Lineage: Eukaryota; Metazoa; Chordata; Appendicularia; Copelata; Oikopleuridae
Source: the annotation of a GenBank genome assembly
AUGGGCAAGAAUGCCGAAAAGCUCGUUUACCUCGCCGUUUUCUCGUUUACAUUUUUCUGCGCACAGCAGAUUCUCUACAUGCCUGCCAUGAACCAGAAGCAAUUAGCCGCUGCUACAUUUGGAGGAGUCGGUAGACUCGAUUCGACUCUUUACGUGGUGCCAGUUUCUAUCACUACCAUUCUCUUUGGUUUUGCUGCUGACGAUGCCGAUCGCCGCCUGCUCUACUUGGCUGCAUCCGUCCUUAUAUUGGGCUUCACUCAAUUAGCAGUUCCUCACGCCUGGUCUUACGGAAUCGCUGCCCUUCUCCGCGUUCUGACCGGAGCUGCUGAAGGAGCAAUUCAGCCGAUUUGCGUCACCGUCAUCACCUCUCUCUUCGUGAAACACACAUCAAAAGCAAUGGGAGUCUACAACUGGGCGAUUUAUUUAGCUUAUUCUUCCGCCAUCGUCUUGAACAAAAUCACGCAAGACAAGUUUUGGUGGAGUUAUUAUUCCCUGGGGUGCCUGUGCUUUUUAUGUUUUGUCUCCAUCUUGAUUCUAGAAUUAAGUCGCAGAAAAAAGUCAGCAAAAAGCUCGGCGUAUUCUAAAGGAGAAAAAGUGAAUCCACAAGCUCCAGCACUCGAAGAGCUGAAGAAGAAUCUGCUUGAAAUACUCAACAUCGCCAAACGAAAUGAAACGCUUUUAAUGCUUAUAGGCGCCUUAUGCCGCCAUACAGCCGGCUUCACGUUCGGCUACAAUCAGGUGGAUUACUUCAAAAACGAGCGGAAAUUUGAAGAGGCGGAGAGUUAUCUUCCAUUUGCGCCAAUAGUCGCCGGAGUCAGUGGAUCCUUCCUGGGCGGCUUGCUCACCGAUGCGAUUCAGAAGAACGAGCGGCUGGCGGGGCCAAGAGCGGGACUGUUGGUUCUCUUUUUGUCGCAGUUUGUUGGUGGCCCUCUGAUGGCAGUCGUGCUCACUGUGGAUUCUCCGUAUUGUUUUUACCUUCUCUAUCUUGCUUAUAUGAUCAUCGAGAUGUGGUUCGGGAUCUUCCUCGUCUGCUAUUCCAGCUUUUUCCCCUCCCGCAUUCAGGGGCAGGCUAUCGGCUACACGAUUUUCAUCCUCCGCCUCGUUUGUCAGAAUUCUGCGGCGUUUAUCAGCCUCCUUCGUCAAGUCCUCUCCUUUCACAGCGCAAUGUUAAUCAUGGUGCCUGGCCUGCAACUGAUCUCUGCCAUUCUGUUCCUCACUUCUUUUUGCAUUCUCCCCCGGCCGAGUCCGACUAAUCCUGACAAGAAACGACGCACUUCUUUUUAG